AUUUUCCCUUGCUUCGCUUUCCAUUUCUAGUUUUUCACCACUGAGCAGAGUGAGAGCAUCCCCCAAACACACCGCCCCCCCCGGUCUCUAGAAUUCAUUUGUGUUUCUUUCUCUCUAUAUCUAUAUCUAUAUCUAUAUCUAUAUUUACAUAUAGUUUCAAGAUUCGAGCUUUGAUAAUCUGAAGAAUAUGAGCAAUUCGAUAGGCCAUAACUUGAUUCACCAGAAUUUGCUUGCUCCAGCGGUGCUAGAGCAUCAAAGUAACAUCAAUUCCUCUUGCAUUUCUGGUUACAAUUUGUUUCAAGUUCAGGCAAAUUCACAGAUUCGAAAGUCGCGUAUAACUUCCAAAUUCUGGGGAAAAAGUCUGAAUUUGCCGAAAACGAAGUUGCCGACGGGAACAAAUCGAGUGCUUUCCCUUUUUCCUCAGUCUGUGUUACCCACCGAUCCAGCUUCUAAGCAACUUACAGGAAAGUUCAACCUUGAUGGAAAUACGGAAUUACAGGUGGUUGUUAGUGCUCCUACUUCAGGUUCUAUAUCAGAAAUAGAUAUGCAGGUCACUAAUACUAAUGGCACCUUAGUUCUUCACUGGGGUGGGAUACAAAAUGGAAAAGAGAAGUGGGUACUUCCUUCUCGUUCUCCUGAGGGAACUUGGAUGUAUAAGAACAGAGCUCUUAGAACUCCUUUUGUGAAAUCUGGCUCCAAUUCCUUCUUGAACAUAGAGAUUGAUGAUCCGACAAUACAAGCUAUAGAGUUUCUUAUAGUUGAGGAAGAACAGAACAAAUGGUUCAAAAAUGACGGUGGCAACUUUCAUGUUCCACUGACAUACAAGUUAAUUCCAAAUAUUUCAGUUCCUGAAGAUCUUGUACAGAUACAAGCGUAUUUGAGGUGGGAGAGGAAGGGUAAACAGGUGUAUAGUGCUGAGGAAGAGAAGAAAGAAUUUGAAGAAGCUAGAAAAGAGUUGCAAAUUGAACUACAGAAAGGUACUUCUCUCGAUGAAAUAAGGAAGAAGAUUACGAAAGGAGAAAAACAAACUAAGGUUUCAAAGCAACUAGAAAGAAAGUACUCUACUGUUCAAAGGAUUCAGCGCAAGAAGAGGGAUUUAAUGCAGCUUCUCAAUAAGUAUGUAGCUGAACGUGGAUAUGUGGAGGAAAAGAUCUCUGUCAAACCAAAAGCCUUAUCCACAAUCCAGCUUUUUGCUAAGGGCAAGGAAGAACAAAGCAGUGAUUCUAUUAUAGACAAGAAAAUAUUCCGGCUUGCUGAUAAGGAACUUCUGGUGUUGGUAAUGAAGCCUGCUGGUAAGACAAAAGUUCUUUUGGCCACAGAUAUCACGGAGUCAGUUACACUUCACUGGGCUUUGUCAAAAAACCCUGGAGAAUGGCUGGCACCACCUGCAAGUUUAUUACCCCCCGGUUCAACUUCCCUGGACAAAUCCAGCGAAACACAAUUGACAAGCAGUUCUAAUGAUCCAGCUUCCAAGGUCCAAUCCUUAGAAAUAGAAAUUGAAGAUGACAGUUUCAUGGGGAUGCCAUUUGUUCUAUUGUCUGAUGGAAACUGGAUAAAGAAUAACGGUUCCGACUUUUAUGUUGAAUUUGGUGGUGGAGCGAAGCAGGUCCAAAAGGAUGCUGGUGAUGGCCAAGGUACUGCAAAGGCUUUGUUAGAUAAAAUAGCCAAUAUGGAAAGUGAGGCACAGAAGUCCUUCAUGCAUCGAUUUAAUAUUGCAGCCAACUUGGUAGAUGAAGCCAAAGAUGCUGGCAAACUGGGUUUUGCCGGAAUUCUUGUGUGGUUGAGGUUUGUGGCUACACGGCAGCUCAUAUGGAAUAAAAACUACAACGUAAAGCCACGUGAAAUAAGUAAAGCUCAGGAUAGGCUUACAGACUUGCUCCAGAAUGUUUAUAAAAGUCAUCCUCAGUAUCAGGAACUUUUGCGAAUGGUUAUGUCAAGUGUUGGUCGUGGAGGUGAAGGGGAUGUGGGGCAGCGAAUCCGAGACGAAAUCCUGGUUAUCCAGAGAAAUAAUGAUUGCAAGGGUGGAAUAAUGGAACAAUGGCAUCAGAAGCUACAUAAUAACACAAGCCCUGAUGAUGUUGUGAUCUGUCAGGCACUAAUUGAUUAUAUCAAUAAUGACUUUGAUGUCAGCAUUUAUUGGAAAACCUUGAAUGAUAAUGGAAUAACAAAAGAACGCCUUCUAAGUUAUGACCGUGCAAUCCGUUCUGAACCAAAUUUCAGAAGGGAUCAGAAAGAUGGCCUUUUGAGAGAUCUAAGGAAUUACAUGAGAACAUUGAAGGCAGUUCAUUCAAGUGCAGAUUUGGAGUCUGCUAUUUCAAAUUGCAUGGGCUACAGUUCUAAGGGACAAGGCUUCAUGGUUGGGGUGGAGAUCAAUCCCAUAUCAGGCUUUCCAUCUGGAUUUCCGGAAUUGCUUCAUUUUGUCCUAGAACAUGUCGAGGAUAAGAAUGUGGAAGCCCUUCUUGAGGGAUUGCUAGAGGCCCGUGAGGAUCUUAGGCCAUUGCUUUCUAAAUCGAAUGAUCGUCUUAAGGAUCUUUUAUUUUUGGACAUUGCCCUUGAUUCUACCGUUAGGACAGCCAUUGAAAGGGGAUAUGAGGAGUUGAAUAGUGCUAAACCAGAGAAAAUUAUGUACUUCAUCUCUCUUGUGCUUGAAAACCUUGCACUUUCUUUGGAUGCUAAUGAGGAUAUCAUCUAUUGCUUAAAGGGAUGGAAUGAAGCUCUAAACAUGUCAAACAAUGGAGAUAGUCACUGGGCAUUAUAUGCAAAAUCAGUCCUUGACAGAACCCGACUUGCACUUACAAGCAAGGCAGAGUGGUACCAUCAUCUAUUGCAACCUUCUGCUGAAUAUCUCGGAUCACUGCUUGGAGUGGAUCAAUGGGCUGUAAAUAUAUUCACAGAAGAAAUCAUUCGUGCUGGGUCAGCUGCUUCACUAUCCUCUCUUGUUAAUCGACUUGAUCCUAUUCUUCGUGAAACUGCUAAUUUGGGAAGUUGGCAAGUUAUCAGCCCGGUUGAAGCUAUUGGAUAUGUAGUUGUUGUAGAUGAGUUGCUUGCUGUCCAGAAUAAAUCUUAUGAACAGCCAACAAUUUUGGUGGCAAAAUCUGUAAGGGGAGAGGAGGAAAUUCCUGAUGGUACAGUUGCUGUGCUGACACCUGACAUGCCAGAUGUCCUAUCUCAUGUUUCUGUGAGAGCAAGAAAUGGCAAGGUCUGCUUUGCUACAUGCUUUGAUCCCAAUAUUUUGGCUGACCUCCAAGCAAAUGAAGGGAAGUUAUUGCAACUAAAACCUACUACUGCAGAUGUACUUUAUAGCAAGGUGGAGGGUGACUUAACAAGUGCAAGUGCAACUAACUUGAAAGAAGAAGGCCCUUUACCAUCUGUAUCAUUCGUCAGAAAGCAGUUUGGUGGUAAAUAUGCCAUAUCAUCCGAGGAGUUCACAAGUGAAAUGGUUGGAGCUAAAUCACGUAAUAUAGCAUAUCUAAAAGGAAAAGUGCCAUCUUGGGUUGGGAUUCCUACCUCAGUUGCCCUACCAUUUGGAGUUUUCGAGGAAGUUCUUUCGAAUGGCUUAAAUCAGGGAGUGACAGAAAAGUUGGAGUUACUGAAGAAAAAGUUAGCAGAAGGAGAUUUCAGUGCCCUUGGGGAGAUCUGUAAGACAGUUUUAGAGCUUGCAGCACCAUCUAUGUUGGUGCAAGAGCUGAAAGACAAGAUGCAAAGUUCUGGCAUGCCUUGGCCUGGUGAUGAAGGCCAGCAGAGAUGGGAGCAAGCAUGGACAGCUAUAAAGAAAGUCUGGGCUUCAAAGUGGAAUGAGAGGGCAUACUUUAGCACAAGAAAAGUGAAAUUAGAUCACGACUAUCUUUGCAUGGCUGUCCUGGUUCAGGAAAUAAUAAAUGCUGAUUAUGCAUUUGUCAUCCACACUACUAAUCCCUCUUCCGGAGACUCAUCUGAGAUAUAUGCCGAGGUGGUGAAAGGCCUUGGAGAAACUCUGGUCGGAGCUUAUCCAGGUCGUGCUUUGAGUUUUAUGUGCAAGAAGAAUGAUCUGAACUCUUCUCAGGUGUUGGGUUACCCGAGCAAACCCAUUGGCCUUUUCAUAAGACGAUCUAUCAUCAAUGGAUCUGAUUCCAAUGGUGAAGAUCUAGAAGGUUAUGCUGGUGCAGGACUUUAUGAUAGUGUACCAAUGGAUGAAGAAGAAAGAGUUGUACUUGAUUACUCAUCUGACCCAUUGAUGACUGAUGCUAACUUUCGCCGAUCAAUCCUCUCCAACAUUGCUCAAGCUGGUAGUGCGAUCGAGGAGCUGUAUGGAACUCCUCAAGACAUUGAAGGUGUGGUCAGAGACGGGAAAAUCUAUGUUGUCCAGACAAGACCCCAGGUGUAAUACUGCUUCUUUCUCUUCUAGUUUUUUUCACAAGAGAAGGGUUAGGAAUAGAAGAAUAUAGGCUGUCCAUGCAAAGACUCCAAAUAGUAUCCUAAUUAUAUAAGUAUUUUCAUCAGGGAAAAGUUACCUAAAUAACAAAAUAUUGAGAAACAGAAUAAAAAAGAAACGAGUGGUAGAAGAGAAAGAAGUUAACUUGAAUAGCAACACGAGAGGUGAGCUAAAUAUGUAAAGACCUCUGUAUUGUGGUGUAUUUAUUAGCAUCAUCUUGUUUUGCCAAAGAAAAUGAAAUUCAAUUC
Messenger RNA from Camellia sinensis, 4659 nucleotides. Its product is annotated as alpha-glucan water dikinase, chloroplastic-like. NCBI's taxonomy places the organism in Eukaryota, Viridiplantae, Streptophyta, Magnoliopsida, Ericales, Theaceae. The record is from RefSeq and is a predicted model, not a curated record. Gene Ontology annotation, biological process: phosphorylation. Gene Ontology annotation, molecular function: ATP binding; kinase activity.